AUGCAUCAACCAGUCAUGAUCAAAGAUUGUCAGCACUCGUUUUGUAGUCAAUGUAUUAUAUCAAUUAUUAAAGGUAAGCUAGAAAAUGAAGCAAGAUGUCCUGUUUGUUUAACCUGCAUUAUGAUUAAUAGCCUUUGUAGUUCUGUUCAUGUAUUGGAGAUGAUUGAACAUUUGUAUAUUGCAUGCAAGAUUUGCGAAAAAAACUUUAUUAAAGACAAGUAUGAAAAUCAUGAGUGCAAAAAAGAUCAUUUAUUAAAUAAUUCCAGCACAAUAGUUGAUGAUUUAUUUAAAGUUGAUAAGUCAAGUCAUAUUCCACGUAAUAUUGAAGAUGCAGUGUUGCAUGUAAUUAAACAAAAAAUGGAGAAUUCAAAAACAACUACAAUUGAAUUUUUAUCUGGUGGCCCAAGAGUAAGACCCCUUUGCUUAACUGUUAUGCCCAAAGCCUACAAGGAAAGUGCAUCUUGCAGUGGUCAUACCUUGAGAAAAAGACACAAACACCUAGUGGACCAAGCUAAUCAUCAAGUUGGAAAUUCAAAAGAUUCACUAGUAGUGCAAACAUCAGUUAUGCUUAAAUCAUUUGAUCACAAUCAAAAAAAUAAAGUUUUAGAAAGUGCUAAGAUUGGAGUUGUUGAGUUUUCUGCUGAAGAAUUGGUUGCUUUUAAAGCAAAUGUAGGGGUACCGUGGAAUAAAUUAAAAACUAUGACUAGAUGGUUAAACUCAAGAAAUAUUAAGACUGCUUCAAACUUUAAACAAAGAGUAGUUGCAAAUACCUGGGCAGGAAAUGAUCUUGUUGUAUUAAAUGGAGAUUUUACAUUUCAAAAUGAAAAUAAUAAGUCAGUUUUUGAAAUCAAACAUGCUCCCUGGGCAUACAUAGACAAUCUACCCACUAAUAUUAAAAACCUGUUAGAUAUUCUUGAAAGUUUUAAGUUAAUAAAACAUGAUGGAAUAAAAAAUGAUGAAAUACACAUAAAAAUUGGAGGAGACCAUGGAGGUGGUUCAUUUAAAAUGAGUUACCAAAUUGUAAACCAAGACCAACCAAACUCAAAAUCAAAUAGUAUUGUAUUCAGUACAUUUGAAGCAAGAGACUACCGAACUAAUCUUAAAGUAGGGUUAUCUCGAUAUACAUUACAAGUUGAUGAGAUACAAAAAAUGAUAUGGCAAAAUCAUUAUGUUCGUGUUUUUAUAUUUGGAGAUUAUGAUUUCCUUUGCAGUGUAUAUGGAAUCACAGGAGCGAGUGGUCGACAUUGCUGUCUUUUUUGUGAUAUAACCAAAGAAAGUAUCCAGUUGGCUCCAAUUAGUAGAGAGAAUGGUGUUUCACAACGAUCUCUAAAAUCUUUAAACAUUGAUUUUAAUCGAUUCCAAAGUAGUGGAGGAAAUUUGAAAAAGGCUAAGUUUUUCAAUAAUGUGAUUAGUGAAACUUUGUUUCACAUUCCUCUAGACCAGGUAGCAGUACCUGCUUUACAUAUAUCUUUAGGAACCUAUUUGAAGUUUUUUAACAUGUUUGAAGAUGAAUGUCACUUGUUAGAUAUCAAACUUGCUGGAGAGCUUGCACUAAAAAAUAAUACAAUUGGUAAAGAUGAUUUUGACAAAUACAUUAAUAUGCAUAUUCAAUCAAAUCUUAUAAAAAGUGUUAUUGAGGACUGUGAUAAUAAAAUUACACUUUUACAAGACACAAUUUCAUUAAAAGUUUUAUGUGAACCAGACAGAACAGAAGAAAUAAGGAAAGUAUAUGCACCAAGAAUACUUUACUAUGAUUUAAAAAAAACUGAUAAGAUGAAAGAACUAAAUUCAUUAAAUGAAGCAAACAUUCUUGAUAAAAUUUCAGGUCCCUGCAUUCAGCAACUUGAUGAAAUUUUAAAGGCUAAUCAGGUACAAAGACAGGCUUAUCAUGGGAAAUGCUUUGUUGGAAACCAUGUUCACACAAUGCUUAAGCCUCAACCUUUGCUAGAUUUGUGCAACUCUAUUCCAAAACUGAUUUCAAAUCUUGGUUUUAUUGAUACAGACGUUCAUUUACUCUCAGUUAAUGUGAGCCAAAAAUUUAAACAGUUGUUUCAAUAUUAUUCCAAAUGUCAUAACUUGAUGAACAGCUCACAAUCAUUUCAAGAAAAUGAUGUUCAGGAACUUGAAUCAGCAAUCUGUAAUCUUAUGGAAUUUUAUAGAUCAACUUGGCCAAAUGCAUCUGUAACUCCAAAGAUGCAUUUGCUUGAAACACAUGUUCUUCAAUUUAUUCAAAAAUGGGGAUUAGGCAUUGGAGUUUAUGGAGAACAAGGCGGAGAAAGUUUGCAUGCUGAAUUUAACAAUCUUAAUCGUUUGUUUUGUCAUAUGAAAGGUUGUAGCCGCUUGAAAAGCAUGGUGAAAGAACAUUAUGUAAGAAACCAUCCAAAAGCUAAAGCAAUGAAGCCAGAAAUUAAAAAGAAAAUUUUUUUUUGAUUUUUAUGUGUGUAUAUAAUAUAUAUAUAUAUACACAUACAUAUACACA
Molecule: messenger RNA, 2479 nt
Organism: Hydra vulgaris (swiftwater hydra)
Lineage: Eukaryota; Metazoa; Cnidaria; Hydrozoa; Anthoathecata; Hydridae
Source: RefSeq, a predicted model, not a curated record